AUGCUACCAGAGGCCGAUUCAGACCGGAAGCGAUAUCCUUUGCUGCACAUGUAUUUUGUUGGUGAAAGGCGAGCCGCAUACUACAUAUGGAAUAUUGCCUUGCCAAACUUUCUGCUGAGCAUGCUGGUGUUCACGUCCUUUGCCAUUCCCAAAGAGGACUUGGCAGAUCGUUUGAGCGUUACGCUCACCUUGGUCCUCACUUCGGUUGCUUUCAAGUAUAUGGUCGCCCAGGAGUUGCCACGCAUCAGCUAUCUGACUCUUUUGGACACCUACAUUCUGGUGAGUUUUGCCUUUUUGGCCUUGGUUGGCGGGCAAAACGCUUUUUCGGCCUUAUUCACAGAGGUCCCUUUCGAGCAUCACUCCAGGCAAGUGGUGGUGGCCAUCUUUCUGGUGAUACAUUUGGUGGUUGGACUGCUGAGUGUCCAGUUCAUGUGCCUGGAAUCUUCGAAAGGUGCCCGGCUGCGAAAUUACCAGCGAGUGGGUGACGGUGUCAAUGGAAGAACCUACGAGUUCAUGGGCCUUCAGCAACUGUUGAGUCGUUUCAGCGCGUGA
Molecule: messenger RNA, 552 nt
Organism: Durusdinium trenchii
Lineage: Eukaryota; Dinophyceae; Suessiales; Symbiodiniaceae
Source: the annotation of a GenBank genome assembly